AGCUCCCCCCGCCCGGGCCGCGUCGGGGAGCCCGGGCAGCUAUAAAAGGCGCAGCCGGCGGGCUGCUGCCGCAGUGUCCUCCCGCCGGCCGGCCGGAUCCCCGCUCCCCGCACUCCCGGCUCCGGCCCGCAGACAUGAUGAGCUACAGCGCAGACGGGCUGCUGCAGGGCCCCACGUACCCGCUGCCCCUGCCCUUCGCCCUGGCUUCGAGUCGCAAGAGCGCCGUCCUGGCGCGCUCGGCUGCCGGCGGCUCUGCGUCCAGCGGCUUCCACUCGUGGGCGCGGAGCUCCGGCUCGGGCUUCCGCUCCCGUGGCGCGCUAGCCGCCUCGAGCACCGAGAGCCUGGACUCGCUCAACGGGCCGGGGCUGGGGGGCGAGGGCCGCGGGGCGCGCAACGAGAAAGAGCUGCUGCAGGCGCUCAACGACCGCUUCGCCGGCUACAUCGACAAGGUGCGGCAGCUAGAGCUGCAGAACCGGCAGCUGGAGGGCGAGGCGGCCUCGCUGCGGCAGCAGCAGGCUGGCCGCUCUGCCAUGGGCGCGCUCUACGAGCGUGAGAUCCGCGAGAUGCGCGCCGCCGCGCUGCGCCUGGGCGCCGAGCAGGGUCAACUACGCUUGGAGCACGAGCGGCUGUUGGAGGACAUCGCGCACGCGCAGCAGCGCCUCGACGACGAGGCGCGCCAGCGCGAGGAACUGCAGGCGGCGGCGCGCGCUCUGCACCGCUACGCAGACGAGGCGGGCUUGGCGCGCGCCGAGCUGCAGAAGAAGGUGCAAGCGCUGCAGGACGAGGGCGCCUUCCUGCGCCGCCGCCACGACGACGAAGUGGCCGAGCUGCUGAGCCAGAUCCAGGCUGCAGGGCCCCCCGACAGUCGCGACCUCGUCAAGUCCGACGUGACGUCGGCGCUGCGCGAGAUCCGCGCGCAGCUCGAAGGCCACGCGGUGCAGAACACGCUACAGUCGGAGGAGUGGUUCCGAGUGAGGUUGGACCGCUUGUCGGAAGCCGCCAAGGUGAACACGGACGCCAUGCGCUCGGCUCAGGAGGAGAUCACCGAAUACAGGCGCCAGCUGCAGUCCAAGACCACCGAGCUGGAGGCCCUCAAGGGGACCAAGGACUCCCUGGAGAGGCAGCGCUCUGACCUGGAGGACCGCCACCACGCCGACGUCAUCUCCUACCAGGAAGCCAUCCAGCAACUGGACAGCGAGCUGAGGAGCACCAAAUGGGAGAUGGCGGCCCAGCUCCGGGAGUACCAGGACCUGCUGAACGUGAAGAUGGCCCUCGACAUUGAAAUCGCAGCCUACAGAAAACUUCUGGAAGGAGAAGAAUGUCGAAUUGGGUUUGGCCCAGGUCCCUUCUCUUUUCCUGAGGGACUCCCCAAAAUUCCAACUACUUCCACACACAUAAAAGUCAAAAGUGAAGAAAAGAUCAAAGUGGUAGAAAAGUCAGAGAAGGAAACAGUCAUCGUGGAAGAACAAACUGAGGAGAUCCAAGUGACUGAGGAGGUGACUGAGGAAGAGGAGAAGGAAGAAGAGAAAGAAGAAACUGAAGAGAAGGAAGAAGAAGGUGAAGAAGAAGAAGAAGAAGAAGAAGAAGAAGAAGAAGAAGAAGAAGCAACAUCUCCAGAGAAGGAAACCAAGUCUCCUCCUACAGAGGAGGUUGGAUCACCAGAGAAGGCCAAAACACCAGAGAAGGAAAAGGUCAAGUCCCCCCCUGAGGCCAAGUCUCCAGAGAAAGCCAAGUCCCCAGUGAAGGAAGAGGCCAAGUCUCCUUCUGAGGUCAAGUCUCCAGAGAAGGCCAAAUCCCCAGUGAAGGAAGAAGUCAAGUCUCCAGAGAAGGUCAAAUCCCCAGUGAAGGAAGAAGUCAAGUCUCCAGAGAAGGUCAAAUCCCCAGUGAAGGAAGAAGUCAAGUCUCCAGAGAAGGCCAAGUCCCCAGUGAAGGAAGAGGUCAAGUCCCCCCCUGAGGUCAAGUCUCCAGAGAAGACCCCAGUGAAGGAAGAGGCCAAGUCUCCAGAGAAGGCCAAAUCCCCAGUGAAGGAAGAGGCCAAGUCUCCUCCUGAGGUCAAGUCUCCAGAGAAGACCCCAGUGAAGGAAGAGGCCAAGUCUCCAGAGAAGGCCAAAUCCCCAGUGAAGGAAGAGGUCAAGUCUCCAGAGAAGGCCAAGUCCCCAGUGAAGGAAGAGGCCAAGUCUCCUCCUGAGGUCAAGUCUCCAGAGAAGGCCAAGACCCCAGUGAAGGAAGAGGUCAAGUCUCCAGAGAAGGCCAAAUCCCCAGUGAAGGAAGAGGCCAAGUCUCCUCCUGAGGUCAAGUCUCCAGAGAAGGCCAAGACCCCAGUGAAGGAGGAAGUGAGGUCCCCAGCAGACAUCAAAUCCCCAGUAAAGGCCAAAUCCCCAGAAAAGGAAGAUGUAAAGUCUCCUGAGAAAGAGGAAGAUAAAACUCCAGAGAAAGAGAGUGCCCCAAAGAAAGAAGUGGUCAAGUCCCCUGAGGCACCUGUAAAGGAGGAAGGGAAACCCCAGGAGGUUAAAGUAAAAGAGCCUCCUAAGAAAAUAGAGGAAGAAAAAGCCCCAGCCAAAGUAGAAGAAAAACAGGACAGCAAGAAAGAGACCCCCAAAAAGGAGGCUGAGGAGAAACCCAAAGAGCCUCAAGCGGGAACCAAGGCAGAAGGAUCUGAGGCCCAGAAGGCAGCCCCAAUCCCUGAGCCUCCUUCAGCCCCUGCAAAGGGGGAAACCAAGGAAAAGGAGCCAGCUAAGCCCCCAGAGAAAAAGGCAGAGGAGAAAAAGGGCCCAGAGCCCCCCAAGGCAGGAGGCGACGCCAAAGCCACCAGCCAGCCCACUGAGAAGGGAACAGAGAAGCCAAAGCCAGAGGAGAAGAAAGCUGAGGAGAAGGCGACGGAGCCCCAGAAGCCAGCAGAGAAAGCCCAGGCUGAUCCCAAAGCCAAAGAGGAGGACAAGGCCCCUUCCAAAGAACCCGCCAAGACAGAGGCCUCUAAAGCCAGCAAGCCCAAGGCUGAGAAGGUGGAGAAAUCCUCCGGCACAGACCAGAAGGAGAGCAAACCCUCCGAGCAGGUGGCCGACGACAAAACCAAGAAGGCCGAUAAGUAGACGGAGGGUUCGGGAAUGGAAAAACACACCAGGAGCAGCCAAAGAAACUCGAGGCGGGUUGAUCGACUCUAAUUUAUUUGAUUUCUUCCUCCCACAAGAGACUGUGCUCAGACAGCAGGGCCCUCCUUUUCCCAACUGGAAUUCCUGUUAGCAAUACACUAGGGAAAGAGGGAGAGAGGAAAAGCAGAUCCCCCUCCCUCUGGACCCCCCCACCUCCCCCAACCCCACCGCCCUCCCCGACGAUGGUCAACUAUGUUAUGAUAGCUUCUAUAGCAGAAUGUGAUAUAUGCCGAAUGCCACUUGUAAACACUUGACUAUUUACAACUGCCCCCCCCUCCAAAUAAGUGCAUUUAUUUCCUGUAUGUGCAAUCAGUCGAUGGACAGAUGCAGUCAUGAAUGUACACACCGUUAGAGAUGCAUUAUGCUUGAGAUGUCUUAAAAUGGUACAGAUGCCUUCUUUGUGCAUUUCCCAAAGGAAAUCUGCCGGCCCCCGUGCAGACCCAGCUCUGCGGCAGGGUCAGCCACACAGUGUCAAUCCCGCCACAAACUCAGAGGAGCACCGUUCAACUUGAGGCCACUUUCAAUUGCUUCCGUGCAAUAAAACAAGAGUGCUUAUAAAAA
Molecule: messenger RNA, 3710 nt
Organism: Monodelphis domestica (gray short-tailed opossum)
Lineage: Eukaryota; Metazoa; Chordata; Mammalia; Didelphimorphia; Didelphidae
Gene: NEFH
Product: neurofilament heavy chain
Biological process (GO): intermediate filament bundle assembly; axon development
Cellular component (GO): neurofilament; axon
Molecular function (GO): structural constituent of postsynaptic intermediate filament cytoskeleton
Source: RefSeq, a predicted model, not a curated record